Ictidomys tridecemlineatus (thirteen-lined ground squirrel) is the source of this 1180-nucleotide messenger RNA. It is a transcript of the gene Hoxa4, whose product is annotated as homeobox A4. Gene Ontology annotation, biological process: anterior/posterior pattern specification; embryonic skeletal system morphogenesis; positive regulation of transcription by RNA polymerase II. Gene Ontology annotation, molecular function: RNA polymerase II cis-regulatory region sequence-specific DNA binding; DNA-binding transcription factor activity, RNA polymerase II-specific. NCBI's taxonomy places the organism in Eukaryota, Metazoa, Chordata, Mammalia, Rodentia, Sciuridae. The record is from RefSeq and is a predicted model, not a curated record. Gene Ontology annotation, cellular component: nucleus; nucleoplasm.
CCACUCCAGGCGUCCCGACAGGGGGCAGCGCCCCCGCGUGCCCGCUGCUCUUGGCGGACAAGAGCCCGCCGGGCCUGAAGGGCAAGGAGCCCGUGGUGUACCCCUGGAUGAAGAAGAUCCAUGUCAGCGCCGUCAAUCCCAGUUAUAAUGGAGGGGAGCCCAAACGCUCUCGAACCGCCUACACCCGGCAGCAGGUCUUGGAGCUGGAGAAGGAGUUCCAUUUUAACCGCUACCUGACCCGGAGGCGCCGCAUCGAGAUAGCCCACACUCUCUGCUUGUCCGAACGCCAGGUCAAGAUCUGGUUUCAGAACCGGAGAAUGAAGUGGAAGAAAGAUCACAAACUGCCCAACACCAAGAUGCGAACCUCCAACCCGGCCUCGACCUCUGCUGGCCCGCCAGGAAAAGCACAAACUCAGAGCCCACACCCUCAUCCUCACUCUCUUCCUGGUUCCUCCACACCCAUUCCCUCUUCCAUAUAAUGUUCUAGAGACCUAGUCAGUUUCUUGUACGUCCCUUACCUGUUUUUCUUCUCUCUGCUCCUGCCCAUUUCUCCAUCCCUCUCUCCCCAUCUGGUUCAUAACAGACACCAAAACAAAGCCCAACUUGGUGAAAAGGAUAACCAAAAAAGAAGACAUUACUCCCAGGAAGAGUGUGUGCUGAUUGCCACCCAAGAGAGGACACUUGUCCAGGUUGCUGCUUGGUGGCACAACCUGCUGGCCUGGGUUUGUAUAUCUGAGAAGAACUACUUGGCAUCGCAUAUAUUUAAGAUGUCUAAAGUCAGCUGGACAUAACAUACUGACUGGAGACAAUGUACUUGUAUAUUUGUUGCAAGAGGAAAACAGACCUUUUCCCACCCUCUUUACCUCCUCCUUCUCCAUUAGGGCAGCUCACACAAACCGUGAAUUGAACUGAAUAAAUGAGUGGACAUUGUGGGCCUCACAUGAUUAUUUAAUUCUCAAAAUGUGUAGGUGUGAUGGUAGGUGUGCCCAUUAGUUUCCCUUCCUUGCAUUUAUUUAAGAUAUUGUUAAAGAGAUACUGUCUUAUUCAGGGACACAAUCUCCAGGGAGAGGGGAAUGCAUUUAGAUCCAUGUGCAACUGUACAAAUUGUGAUAUGGCUGUAUAGAAAGCCAUGUGCCAAGAAUAAACUUUGUUUUAAAAAACAUUAAAAAUCUAAAAGACA